This is a messenger RNA of Hypoxylon fragiforme, 1205 nucleotides long. Its product is annotated as glycoside hydrolase family 5 protein. Lineage: Eukaryota; Fungi; Ascomycota; Sordariomycetes; Xylariales; Hypoxylaceae. The coding region runs from base 57 to 1196 and encodes 379 amino acids. Gene Ontology annotation, molecular function: hydrolase activity, hydrolyzing O-glycosyl compounds. The transcript has 3 exons. The record is from RefSeq and is a predicted model, not a curated record.
GACAAUUCCAUCGCUAGGAAUCUACAUAGGUUCGAAGAAUACCUACCUAGGUACCCAUGGUCAAAAUGAAGUAUCUCAUACCCGGGCUCCUCUCCCUCGUCGGAGCAGUGCUAGCCAGCACGAUCCCCAGCAGCAGCAGCAGCACCGGCGCAACAACCAGCGCCUCCGCGGCAGACUUCCCCAAGACCGACGGCUUGCUCUUCAACAUCGACGGCGAGACCAAGUACUUCGCGGGGACGAACAGCUACUGGAUCAGCUUCCUGACGAACAACGCCGACGUCGACAAGACGCUGGACGAGCUCGCGGAGUCCGGUCACAAGAUCCUGCGCGUCUGGGGCUUCAACGACGUCACGGCACAACCCGGCAGCGGCACGGUCUAUUUCCAGUACCUGUCGGCCAAGGGGUCGACGAUCAACACCGGCGCCAACGGCCUGCAGCGCCUCGAUUACGUGGUUUCGGCCGCGGAGAAGAGGGGGAUUAAGUUGAUUAUUAAUUUCGUGAAUAACUGGAGUGAUUAUGGGGGCAUGCCGGCUUACGUAACCGCCUUCGGCGGCAGCCAAACAACCUGGUACACCAACAGCGCCGCACAGACCCAAUACCGCGCGUACAUCAGCGCCGUCGUCACGCGGUACUCCGCCUCGCCCGCGAUCUUCGCCUGGGAGCUCGCCAACGAGCCGCGGUGCAACGGGUGCCCCACGUCCGUCAUCACGUCCUGGGCCACCUCCACCGCCGCGUACGUCAAGUCGCUCGACCCGGCGCACAUGGUCGCGCUCGGCGACGAGGGGUUCGGCCUGCAGGGCGACGACGGCUCGUACCCGUACCAGUUCGGCGAAGGGCUGGACUUCGCCGCGAAUCUCAAGAUCCGGGACCUGGACUUCGGCACCUUCCACCUGUACCCGAGCUCCUGGGGCACGAGCUACGAGUGGGGGAACCCCUGGGUGCAGGCGCAUGGGGCGGCGUGCGCGGCGGCCGGGAAGCCGUGCUUGUUUGAGGAGUACGGCUCGACGAGCGACCACUGCGGCAUCGAGGGCAAGUGGCAGAAGACGGCGCUGGCGACCAAGGGGUUGGCGGCUGACUUGUUCUGGCAGCUGGGGACGACGCUGAGCACGGGGCAGACACACAACGAUGGGUUUACCAUAUACACGGGCUCGUCGGAGUGGACGUGUUUGGUUACGGAUCAUGUUUCUGCUAUUUAGGUAAAUAGG